CGCUUCCCAUAAUGCACUCCCCGAUCAUCAGCGGGAAACCAAAAUGGCGAACGUGUUGGGGGAAAAUGAACCGUUUGUUAUUUUCUGAGAAAGGCACGAGCCCCACAAGUUUUAGCGAUACACUUUGAAGUGGACGCAACCACACAAGGACCGGGAUACCACGGGACACUCACAAACUCUUGUUUUUAUCGUACGAGUCUUUUGUUGAAGCGGAGGUGACCGAAUGAGAGACUCCGGGGUUGUGGAUCACCUGUCCGUCCACCACAGAGCUCAUCCCCAGCGUCAGCAGCAGCAGGCCUUGUCCUUGUCCCCCACCCAUCUCUCUGUGAGGGAAGAGUAUGGAGAGGACAGCAUGUCUGACAGGUUUACAGAGGGACAGGACGUCUUGGCCCGGUGGUCAGAUGGCUUGUUCUACUUGGGGACAAUCACAAAGAUAGAUCGAGACAAGCAGCGAUGCUUUGUGGUUUUUGAGGAUCGGUCAAAGUCUUGGGUGCUCUGGAAGGAUAUUCAGACAGGGGAUGAAGAUGAUGAGGAUGAGGAUGACGAUGACAUUGUCUGCUCCAUAUGCCAGGAUGAAACUUCAGAGGAACCCAAUGAGAUUGUCAUUUGUGACAAAUGUGGGCAAGGCUAUCACCAGCUGUGCCACACCCCGGUCAUUGCUGCCUCUGUCAUCGACUCAGACGACAAGUGGCUCUGCUCAGAGUGUGAGCUUGCCUCUAUGACAAAGAAGGGGGGUUCACACAGGAGGGGAGUGUCUUCAAAAGGCUAUAUGCAGAUUGAGCGAAAGCAACAGCAGCACUUGGGGCUACACCUGUCUUUCCCCUAUGCUCUGGAAGAUCUGGUGUGGGACGAGGAGCACAAAACAAAUGACCAGCAGUGCUACUGCUACUGUGGAGGCCCAGGAGACUGGUACCUGAAGAUGCUGCAGUGUGACAGGUGUCAGCAGUGGUUUCAUGAGGCCUGUCUUCAUUGCUUAAAGAUGCCUAUGCUGUAUGGAGACAGGUUCUAUCUGUUUGUUUGUUCUGUUUGCAACUGUGGACCAGAGUACCUCACCCGUCUGCCUCUCACAUGGGAUGAUGUCACACACCUGAGCCUGUACAACCUGAGUGUGAUCCACAAGAAGAAGUACUUUGACUCUGAGAUGGAGCUGAUGGCAUACAUCAAUGAAAACUGGGAGCUGCUGCAGCUGGGGGAGCUCACCAACACUCCAAGAUCAGAGCGAUAUGAAAGUGUUCUGGAGGCAUUAAACAACAAUAACAGCAUGUUCAUGUCAGGAAAGGAAGUGAAGAAAAAGAAGCACUUGUUCGGGCUGAGAAUCCGUUUCCCUCCUGCCCCUCCCAACUCGGAGCCGACCAGCAGAGUGAUGGAGAGGGCUUCACAUGAGAUCACCAUCAAGGGAUGCAAGUCCAACAAAGCCCUAGCUGGCAUGCGGACCUGCAGUACUUUAACCAACGGCACAGAGAAGAAGAAAAAGAAGCAAGGAGAGCGUCCUCCAUCUAAAUCACAAUGCUCCACUGCACUCUUAUCCCAGGAAAUGAGAAAACCUUUGCCAAUGGUGGCCAACACGUUGGAUCACAUAAGCUCUGUCAAGAGUGAGAGGUCCCUGCUGUCCUCAGAUGUGGAAUCUAUAGGAGCCCUUAGCACCACAGAAACUACCUCAACAAGCCUUUCAAGACAGUCUAGCCUCUGUAGCUCCAGCAAGACGCGCACUACAGCCAGCACUAUUCCUGUUUCAGCUCCACCCUUAAAAAGGAAACGCGGACGACCACGACGGGCCCUGCAGCCUCCCAAUCCAGAGAUCCCCCCUCCUGCCCCUGCAGACCCAGACCCAUCAACUACAGAGGUGCUGAGCCCACUCCCAGGGCUUCACUCUACAGACAUAGUUCAUGGCAUGGACCCCAACAGCCAGCUCUCCCACCUUAAGAGCUCCAUCAGCAGCUAUUUUGGAGCAGCAGGGCGGCUUGCUUGUGGGGAGAAGUACAAAGUCCUGGCACGAAGGGUCACCCUUGAUGGCAAGGUGCAGUACCUGGUAGAGUGGGAAGGAGUCACUGCUUCCUAGACUGGUCAACAUCACAUCCUACUUGUGGCUGAAGGAGGUUUACGGUUGUGCUGAAGACAUUACACAGCAUACAUUGAGAGCAUUAGCUGAUAUGCCUGUGUUUAGUUUAGACAGGCGCUACUUCAGCCUGAUACUCUCACUGUAAAGCCUGUGAAGUCGGGCAUACUCUGUGCGAUUUCAAGCUGACUCUCUAACAGUCAUGUUAUAAAGUCUGUGACUGAAUCCCUUACAAUGCAUGACAACUGUUCAUGAUUUAUGUGCCCACAUUAUAGUCAGAUGGUCAUGCACCACCUGAGAGCUCACUGUCCGAGUGAAGUCAGGACAGACUGUGACAGAAAUCUGUGGAGUUUCCUUUAAAAAAGUCUGACCUAGCCUACUGAGGUUGAAGCCUUAUUGAGUCAUAUCCUCUUGCACCCUCUCUCUGUCUCUCUCUUUCUCUCUGUCUCUUUAUUACACACACAAGCAGCAUCCCCCAUCUGUGUUAGCUGGAGGUCCACAGGUAGGCAUAUUUCCCACCUGUGGACCACCAGUUGGAUGAAGCCUCAAAAAAGCCAUGAGGAAAAAGCCUCAAAGUUUAGGAUUCUGCUUGGGGUGCUGCUCUCACUGUGGGAGUGUGUGGAGUCAUACAACUAAAAUAUCAAACACGUCAGAAAUCCAUUUGACCAGUUGGGAGCAGCUGGUUGGAUUGUAAUCAGGUCAUUGUUGGCCGUCUUAUUCCCGAAUAUACUGCUUGACAACAGCAGUUCAACGAAGUCAGCACAACUUCAAAGCGAGUGGUGCUGACUCAAAAUCUGUGUCUGAAUCAGGUGAAAUUCACACAGUAUAUGCUCGGCUUUAGGUCAGUGCAGUUCAAGUGACUAUAACUUGUGUAAAAAUGUCUUUUUCAUUAUGUUUAAAGAUGGCAUUCAUUUAUAAAGACCAGUCACUGUCAUUAUGUUGUAUGUCAGUAUUUCUGAUUCUAACUCAGAAUGUGCUUUGGUUGUUUGCAGAAUCUCCUUUUUUUUUAAAGCAAAUAAUUGAUCACUGCACUGCACCCAGAGGCUUUCAGUGACUUGUUCUUGUGCUUUAUUUUAAAUCCAGUGAUGUGCUUUUUUUGUUUCCAGACUGUUUAAGAAACUGUUCUUCUGAAGAAUGUAGUUGGUCAGGCAUUAAAUGUUUGAAUGAUGGAGGAUAAGAGAAAAAGGGGCAAUUUCAAAUCAUCCAUUGAACAAUUACAUGUGUUUUGGUUUAAUUUCAUUUUCUUCAUUAUCUUCAUUAGCAGAUGUGUCCUUUAAUGACUGCAUCCCCUCCUCCUCCAAUCCAAACCUCUUGUUGCCUUGGGCAGGUUAAUCCAUCAGUUUUUUGAAAAGUGUGCUCAUUUGUGAGCAGUUCAGGAGGAACUAGAAACAAGAUGUGCUGCUGCAAAUGUUUGUUUUAUAUAGAAUUGUACUACAUUUAUAAUUACCCUUUUUCUCUUAUCUACUUUCUCAUAUGCCUUUUUCUGCUCAACUAGGCAGAUGUCCCCAACUUUCUUGUUUUUUUUUUUAAGAAUUGCUUGCACAUAUCAGAAAUCCUUCAGGCUGUCAUCUCAUUUUUAAACUAAUGAUUUGAGUGUUUCAGUUCAGGCAUGAUGGCAGUUUCAUCAAAGAUAAAGUUCUUUUUCAAAUACUUUUUCGGUUUGGUCGUGAUUCAGUAAAAAUGUAUGUUUUUGGGAAACAUGUUUUUCCAAAAGCACUAUUUCAUUGUAUACAUGAAAUGUUCAGAAGCCUAACCUCAAGAGAAAAUGUCCCAACAUUGUGGUUUGAAACAACAUGAUUGUUAGCCUUUGAAUUCUUUAAGGACCUAUUUAGUGUUACCGUUAUCUGAUAGAAAUUCUUCAAAUAAAGUGUUGAUAUUAUGAAUGUUAUAUACCCAUUUUUUAUACCAUGUGUUAAGUUUUUUUAUGGCUGCCUAUGCAAGUAAAUCAAGCAGGAUCAUACUUAGUCAUAAGUUGACCACAUGGGAGUUCCAGCAUUUUUGUGACAAUGGAGCUCAGUUUUUUUCUUUUUUGUAUAUGAUAGAUGGACAAACAGCAAUUCAUUUUUCUUUUACAGUCAUGUAGUGUAUACACUCAGGAUACGCCCAAAAACUUCACUGUAUCAUAAAUGCCAGACAUGCAGCUUGACAGGAAGUUUUGUUUAAGUUAUUCUCUCAGUGUUGUCAGUCAGUAUUUUAUGUAAUAUGCUGCAUUUUUUCAUAUUGCUUUGCCCAUAUGUAUGCAUGCUUUUUUUCUAUGAGCAAAAUUGUAGUUUAUUUUUAUCGCUACACUUGCUUGUUCAAACUGAGUCAGAAAAGGACCACUGGAAAACUAAUAUGCUGUAUGUAACUACCAAGAGGUAAAUGUUCAGUUUGUACGGCUCUCUUGUUAUGGGUUGUUUCUCAUUCUGUUCAAAAAGACAGACUUUUUUGACAUUGAUACCUCUUCUUUGUAUGGAUAUAGCUUCUCUUUUCUGUUCAGCCAGGGUCAGCCUACAUGCUGUUACCACUGGCUUUCAGCAGGCUUCUGUAGCCAAAGAACAUACAUUUAACGUCUGCUUUGUCUCUUUAAGAUUCUUAUUACGUUUAUAUAUAUAUCAUGAUAUAGGUUGACGUGUUACUUCUGAACCUGUUUAGUUAAAAGAUGAAUAAACCCCCAUAUUUUGAA
Molecule: messenger RNA, 4721 nt
Organism: Cheilinus undulatus (humphead wrasse)
Lineage: Eukaryota; Metazoa; Chordata; Actinopteri; Labriformes; Labridae
Gene: mtf2
Product: metal response element binding transcription factor 2
Exons: 15
Coding region: 224-2059 (611 amino acids)
Biological process (GO): regulation of DNA-templated transcription; chromatin organization
Cellular component (GO): nucleus
Molecular function (GO): DNA binding; chromatin binding
Source: RefSeq, a predicted model, not a curated record